Funneliformis caledonium is the source of this 387-nucleotide messenger RNA. NCBI's taxonomy places the organism in Eukaryota, Fungi, Glomeromycota, Glomeromycetes, Glomerales, Glomeraceae. The record is from the annotation of a GenBank genome assembly.
GAAUAUAUUCUAAUGAAUCAAAAUCAAAGAUUUGGACAAAAUGUUCAAAUAUUUAUAGAUGAAACUAAUUCAUUUAUAAAUUCUUUAAUAACAUAUUUGAAUAAUAAUCUUUCUUUUAUUGAAAAAGAUUAUGAUGAAUUUAUAAUAGAUGCGCAUGAUUAUUUAACAAAUGUUAUUAAUAAACUUCAGCAUAGAUUUCCUAACCGGCAAUUAUUUGCUUCUAUAAAAAUAUUAAAUCCUCGUAAAUGGCCAAAUGAUUCUCAAAAAUUAUUAUUGUUUGGAGAUAAUGAUUUAGAAAUUUUAUUAAAGUAUUUUGAGAAACCAAAUUUUCAUAAUAAUAUUCAAUUUUCUGCACUUUUUGAUAUUAAAAAAUGUAGGGAAGUGUGA